UAGUUUAUCAACAACUCAAGCAUGUAUCACGAUUCGUAACACGUGUUUUAAAUACUUUAUAUAAUAAAAACGAGCAGUGCUUUCUUUGGUUAUUGAACGUUUGUUGUGAUAAACUGAGGUUGUUAUUGAACUUAGGAUAUAAAAUUACGAUACUUCCAGUGGAAGAAAGAAAAUAAGACGUCGCCAAGAUGGGACAUAACACAGCCAUGCUUAUUUUAACCUUGCUGAUUCCAUGCUUCUUUGCGGUUGCGAUGGUCUUCAAUGGAUUUGCCAGUGUUGAAAACAAUGAUUUGUACAAAUCAAGCACGUCUGAGCUGUCGGACAAAUAUAAUCUAGAAAUUACCCCGCCAGGAUUUACAUUCAUUAUCUGGGGCGUAAUAUAUACAUGGCAAGCACUCUGGAUUUUAUACGCCAUUGUAAAUUUAUUCAGGAAGAGGGAGAGUGAGCCGUACUACACAAAUCCUGUAUUACUUCCGGUCCCGUUUUUAGUGUCGUACCUCGUUAAUCAGGCCCUGAACUGUGGAUGGCUGGUAGCUUUUGACAGGGAACAACUAGAGCUGGCACUAGCUAUUCUUUUCCUGAUCGUGGUAACACUUCUUAUCUGUCUGUUCUUUUCGUACAGAAAUUUGAAUAGAGAGAUAGACGUUUUGAUUAAACAAGAGCGCAAGUCUGACGUUUGGUUGACAAGGUUUUUAGUACAAAACGGACUCGGUAUUUACGCCACGUGGACAGCCAUAGCUACUCAUUUGAAUUUCGGAUUCGUUCUCGCAUACAGAUCUGCACACGACAUUGGAGUUAAGAAUUCGUCUACAAUCGCUUUAGGCGUUUUAUCUGGUUUUAUACUGCUAUUUUUAGUUACAGACUGGGUUUUCUUGGACCGGUACACGCGUUACACAUUCACUCCCUACCUUGUCCUGGUCUGGGCUCUUUAUGGUGUGCUAGUUAAUAACUAUGAAUCUGGUGCGAGGAACACGAUAUUUACAAUAGUUCUGCUUGCGAUAUCUGGGGUUGCGGCGCUUGUGAAACUUUUCUUGAUGUUUUGGAGACAUUGCAGAAGAACUGAAGAUGGUGUCAAAAUAACCGACUCUACUGGUAUUAGAGUCUGAAGAACGUUCGGUUAUCAAACAACAUUAUGAUUCUAUUUUUCGUGAUAGUGCCAUAAAUAAGCACCUUUUACCAAAUGAAGUAUACCAGGUCGAUUUGCAUAUAUAUCUGAAAAGUAAAACAGUUAUAACUGUUAAAUUUAUUGCCGUGUGUGUGUCUCCUAAAUGUAAUUAGUUGCAACUACUGCCAUUAAAUACUUUUUUGCACAGAUACAUUUUUACUAAUUACAAAUGAGUUUUUUUAAUUUUCUGCAGAAUCUCAAGACUGGGUCUUUUUGAACAUUUUAAAGUGCAUAAUUGAUAUUUAUGGUGUUCUUAUUUGUUAUGUAUUCAUGUAAUUGUCUCAUUGCUUAUUUUCUCAAGUGACAAUGCUUGUAAAAACGUAAUUGCAAAACAAAAUUUUAACUAUUAUUUAUGCUAGUACAUCACAUCCUUAAUUCCCCCCAGUGGGAUAGUGACUUUUUGUACAUAUUUGUUUAUAACUUUACGCAAAAUAUUUCAGAUGUACAAAUUCAAUGGAAAACUUGAUAACAUUUUUAAAAAAAGAAAUACACGAAAAUAAUUGAAA
This is a messenger RNA of Ruditapes philippinarum (Manila clam), 1671 nucleotides long. RefSeq lists its product as uncharacterized. NCBI's taxonomy places the organism in Eukaryota, Metazoa, Mollusca, Bivalvia, Venerida, Veneridae. The record is from RefSeq and is a predicted model, not a curated record. The transcript has 3 exons. Bases 189 to 1106 code for a protein of 305 amino acids.